This is a messenger RNA of Prorocentrum cordatum, 2824 nucleotides long. The record is from the annotation of a GenBank genome assembly. NCBI's taxonomy places the organism in Eukaryota, Dinophyceae, Prorocentrales, Prorocentraceae.
AGCAAUGUUGACUCAAGUCCAAUCAGGGGCCCAAGCAAAGCUUGCUGCCUGGGUCGACAGACUUGUUUCCGCACGCCGAGGCGGCAUCAGCUCACAUCGGAGCGGAAGCUCUCGAUAGGCUGUUGGUUCCGAGAUAGAGCUGAUGGAGCGCAUCAUUGGCCUGCUCGGCGACGAGACGCAGCACACAGGACUCUAUUCGGGCGGGCGCCGGGGGCCGCCGCCUGCUGCCGCUGCGGGGGCGGCGCCUGCCGCGGAGGAGACGGCAGCCGCACACGUGCAAGCGUUGCCGGCGCUGACGUCUGCACCGGCGCCUGCGCAAGCGGCGGCACCACCUUUGCCCACGGCAGCUCCAGCGGCGGCGCCCGCGUUACCAGCCGCUGGGGGCCCUUUGCCGUUGGAUGACCCGCUCGCUGUUGUGAACAUGCUGCACGAGGUGCUCGUCGGGGCUGGGCUGCACGCGGACCUCGGUCUGCCGCAGAUCGCGGUCGUGGGCUCGCAGUCCGUCGGCAAGACAUCUGUCCUCCAGAGCCUCGUCGGCAGGAAUUUCUUGCCACGGGGCGCGGGCAUCGUCACGCGCCGGCCGCUGGUGCUGCAGCUGAGAAACACGAACGCGCUGGGUUCCCCAGAGCAGACUCAGCAUGGAGGCGCCGCGCUGUCGGGGGCCCUGCAGCACGGCCACUCGGAGUGCUCCAGGGCUUCGCGCACCCCCCACGAGGACCCUCCGGGCCACGAGGCGGACGGGGUUUCGUCAAGGGGUUGGGUGGAGUUCGAGCACCGUCGGGGCGAGCGGCUCAGCUUCGCGGACGUGUGCCAGGAGAUCACCGCGGAGACGGAGCGGGUGUGUGGCAGCAGCCACGCCGUCAGCGACGAGCCAAUAUUACUACGAAUAUUCUCGCCCGGCGUCACGGACCUAACCUUGGUGGACUUGCCAGGCCUCACGAAGGUGCCCACCGGCGACCAGCCGGCGGACAUAGCAGACCGCAUCCGCAGCUUGGUGAUGCGCUACAUCUCCCAGCCGAGCUGCAUCAUCCUGGCCGUCUCCGCGGCGAACGCGGAUCUGGCCACCUCCGACGCGCUCGCGCUCGCGCGGGAGGCCGACCCCGCUGGCGACCGCACCCUCGGGGUGCUGACGAAGCUGGACCUGGCUGGCGAGGCGCAGGGCGCCGUCGAGGCGCUGCAGGGGCGGCUGUACCCGCUGCGCCUGGGCUACGCCGGCGUGGUGUGCGGCGGCGAGGCCGCUGGCUUCGACGCGGCCCUGGCCGCGGAGAGGGACUUCUUCGAGCGCAGCCGGGAGUUUAGACAGGUGUCUGAACGCUGCGGCAUCCCGCACCUUGCACGCCGAAUGCACGAUCUGCUGUUGGACCAUAUACGGCGUGCACUGCCCGACCUACGAGCUCGGCUGCAGAGGAUCGUGGAGGAGCACCGGGCAGAGCUGGAAGCGUUUGGAGACCCAGAGCUGCUCAACCGCAUGGGCCAGGGCCCCUUUCUGCUCCACCUGCUGUCCGGCUACGUCCGCAACUUCUCCGACGCGCUCGACGGGCGGUCCGCCAGCUACCACCAGGAGGCGAUGCCCGACAAGCUCGUUGGAGGCGCACGACUCCACCACAUAUUUCAUCAGAUUUUCUUGAAGGCGAUAUUGGACUUUGGCGCCUUCAGCGGCAUGCCUGAUGUCGAGAUCCGGUUGGCCAUGAGGAACGCGGCAGGUACCAAGCCGCAAUUGUUUGUGCCCGAGGUGGCGUUCGAGGCACUCGUAAAGAGGCAGAUCCAGAAACUCGAGGAACCAUCGCUGCAGUGCGUGCACCUGGUGUAUGAGGAGCUGAAGCAGCUGGCCUCGCAGAGCGAGGACGCGGAGAUGCAGAGGUUCCCGGGCCUGCGCGAGAAGGUGCUGGAGGUGGUGCAUGGCGUCGUGCGCCGCUGCGUGCAGCCCACGAGCCAGAUGGUCUCGAACCUGAUCAGGAUCGAGCUCGCUCACAUCAACGUGAGCCAUCCGGACUUCAUCGGUGGCCACCGGGCCAUGUCAGAGGCCUUCCAGGCCGCGCACGGGCGCGUGGCCGGCGAGCGGAGCCCUGGGCGCGCCGAGCUCCCAGUCGGGGCGGCAACCGCGGCCGUCGAGGCCCCGCCCAGCGCGCGCGACGUCAAGCAGAGCGCCGCAGAGUGGCCCCGCAGCCAGUGGGGCCGCAAGGGCUCGAGGGAGGACGAGUCCUUGCGCCUGCCAGCGGUGCCCACCGUGGUCGCCCCCUCAGAGGUGCCCACCGGCAAGGAGCUCAUGGACACUCAGCUGCUGAAGUCGUUGCUGUCUUCCUACUUCGAGAUCGUGAAGCGCAAGAUUGUGGACGCAGUGCCCAAGACGAUCAUGCACUUCAUGGUCAACGCAGUGCGGGAUAGCCUCCAUCACGAGUGUAUCGCAGAGGUCUACAAGAGCGAACUAUUUGCGUCCUUGCUGAGCGAGGCGGAGGAGGUGCAGAGGCAGAGGCUGCGCCUGAAUCGGCGCCUGGAGGAGCUCCGGAGGGCACAGGACAUGCUGGCGCAGGUUCGCGACGCCGCCAUCCAUUCGAGCGUAUGAGUUCGACUGACAUGCCAGCCCACGCAGUCAAGGCCUCGGCGACAUGGGCGAGGACAUGGGAUAUCCUCUCCGUCUUUAUCACCCUCGCCCCUUCUCAUGGUCUUCGUCUCUUGUGUAUCCCUCUCGCGGAUGGCGUCUCUCAUCUCUCAUUGCUGCUAGGUUCCCCGCGAGCUGCGUCGCGAGUAUCCGCACAGCCCACGGGGCGCUGCGUCGGCGGGCGCUCAAAAAAAAACAGAGAACGUCGAAGGCGCCUCCGGGACG